Molecule: messenger RNA, 3563 nt
Organism: Aethalodelphis obliquidens (Pacific white-sided dolphin)
Lineage: Eukaryota; Metazoa; Chordata; Mammalia; Artiodactyla; Delphinidae
Gene: NMT1
Product: N-myristoyltransferase 1
Exons: 12
Coding region: 222-1712 (496 amino acids)
Biological process (GO): N-terminal peptidyl-glycine N-myristoylation
Cellular component (GO): cytoplasm
Molecular function (GO): glycylpeptide N-tetradecanoyltransferase activity
Source: RefSeq, a predicted model, not a curated record
AGAACUUCCGGGUAGUGCUGUCUUCCCACCCACGACAGCCUCUCCUCUUGAUUUCUGGGUAUUGUAGUCCAUCUUGUUCCGGUUUCCUGGGAAUGACCUUCUCCUAGCUACGGAUACCUUCGCCACAAAAACUACAAAACCCAGAGUGUCGCGCGAGUUCCCCUCGUCCAAUAGGAACCCCCCAUGUAGUGAGGCGCGGAGGCCGGCUCUCGCAACUCAAGAUGGCGGACGAGAGUGAUACAGCAGUGAAGCCGCCGGUACCUCCGCUGCCGCAGAUGAUGGAAGGGAACGGAAACGGCCAUGAGCAUUGCAGCGAUUGCGAGAACGAGGAGGACAACAGCUACAACCGGGGUGGUUUGAGUCCAGCCAAUGACACUGGAGCCAAAAAGAAGAAAAAGAAACAAAAAAAGAAGAAAGAGAAAGGCAGUGAGACAGAUUCAGCCCAGGAUCAGCCUGUGAAGAUGAACUCUUUGCCAGCAGAGAGGAUCCAGGAAAUACAGAAGGCCAUUGAACUCUUUUCAGUAGGUCAGGGACCUGCGAAAACCAUGGAGGAGGCUAGCAAACGAAGCUACCAGUUCUGGGACACGCAGCCCGUCCCCAAACUGGGGGAAGUCGUGAACACACAUGGUCCCGUGGAACCUGACAAAGACAGCAUCCGCCAGGAGCCCUACACGCUGCCCCAGGACUUCGCCUGGGAUGCCUUGGACCUGGGGGACCGUGGUGUGCUGAAAGAACUCUACACCCUCCUGAAUGAGAAUUAUGUGGAAGAUGAUGACAACAUGUUCCGAUUUGAUUAUUCUCCCGAAUUUCUUUUGUGGGCUCUCCGGCCGCCUGGCUGGCUCCCCCAGUGGCACUGUGGGGUUCGAGUGGUCUCGAGUCGGAAACUGGUUGGGUUCAUCAGCGCCAUCCCGGCAAACAUCCAUAUCUAUGACACAGAGAAGAAGAUGGUAGAGAUCAACUUCUUGUGUGUCCACAAGAAGCUGCGUUCCAAGAGGGUGGCUCCAGUCCUGAUCCGUGAGAUAACCCGGCGGGUGCACCUGGAGGGCAUCUUCCAAGCUGUUUACACUGCCGGGGUCGUAUUACCAAAGCCUGUUGGCACCUGCAGGUACUGGCAUCGGUCCCUAAACCCACGGAAGCUGAUUGAAGUGAAGUUCUCCCACUUGAGCAGAAAUAUGACCAUGCAACGCACCAUGAAGCUCUACCGACUUCCAGAGACUCCCAAGACAGCUGGGCUGCGACCAAUGGAAAAAAAGGACAUUGCAGUAGUGCACAAGCUCCUCACCCAGUACCUGAAGCAGUUUCACCUCACGCCAGUCAUGAGCCAAGAGGAGGUGGAACAUUGGUUCUACCCCCAGGAGAAUAUCAUCGACACUUUUGUGGUGGAGAAUGCAAACGGUGAGGUGACCGAUUUCCUGAGCUUUUAUACACUUCCGUCCACCAUCAUGAAUCACCCGACCCACAAGAGUCUAAAGGCUGCUUAUUCUUUCUACAACGUUCACACCCAGACCCCUCUUCUAGACCUCAUGAGCGACGCCCUCGUUCUCGCCAAAAUGAAAGGGUUUGACGUAUUCAAUGCACUGGAUCUCAUGGAGAACAAAACCUUCCUGGAGAAGCUCAAGUUUGGCAUAGGGGACGGCAACCUACAGUAUUACCUUUACAAUUGGAAGUGCCCCAGCAUGGGGGCAGAGAAGGUUGGGCUGGUGUUACAGUAACCAGUUGCCAGUGAGAUUCUGGAUAAAGCCACUGAGAAUUCAAACCAGGAAAUGGAGCCCCACCACUUGUUGGUCCAGUUUUCACAAACGUGAGAAUCCCUGGCAAAGGGACCAGAACUGAACUGGUUUUACAAACCGCCACUGAACUUGAUGAUUGUAUUGCAAUGGCGUAGGCUGCGUGAUGUCACCUCUGGCCGUGUCUCUGGUCUCCCUGUUUUCCAAUUAAUCACAUCAUUAUGCAGCCAUGGUCAAGGGAAUGUAACUGCUGAAAACUAGCUCGUGAUUGGCAUAUUAUGGAAUUAACGGGUGAAUAAUAAAAGUAUAUAUAUAUUAUAUAUAUAUAUAUAAAUAUUUUAAAUAUCUUUCAUGUUCCAAAUGUACAAGGAUGUUUGGUCUCUAAUGAAAAACUGAAUCCAGAUCAUUCCUCAAAAUUAGAAUCUCAGGCCAGUGCCAGACAAACACGUUGGUACAGUGAAUUGUUUCCUUCUGAAAGCAGGCAUUGACUUUUCUUGGGGGAGCAGGAGAAAGAGGAUGUGGGGAAUAUUAUCCAGUUCCCCUCUGAAUCAGCUGGAAUACUGGCUUCGAGAAGGCGGGCUGGGGUGGAAGGGCUGUGCAAGCUUUGGGGAGAGCUCGGCUCUCUUAGAACGGCAGGUGGAGUCCUGGCUGGGGCUGACUCAACUCGGAGCUUUUCCUGAGGGGCCGCGCCUUUUCUGCAUCCUGAACCUGGGCAGCGGGGAUGAGCUGUGGAAGCGGGUUUCAUGAAUCAAGUCCCUCUUGCAAUCCUCUUGGCCUGCUCCCUGUAGGAAGUCAUCCUGCCAACUGAGUUUUAAAUCAGGGCUCAUUAGCCAGCUGUUGCCAACCGUAUGUUACGGGGAUCAGUCCCCUGUGAGAUGAUGUUUUUCCACUGCCUGGGGUGACUGGCAGUUUGAAGGGGACCUUUGACCUCCUUGUAGCAUCUGGAUCGUUGUGGAGACCACAUCAGUGCAAAUCCUGCUUAGCUCAUCUUAGAGCAAAGAGCCAGGAGGACCCUGAUGCCCCCAGGGUGGUUGGGCAAGGAUGGCGUGGGGCCGACGAUACCCAGACCUCCAGCCACCAGCCCUUGGCCUGUGCCUUCCAACCCAUUAGCCAUCUCUCAUGCUCCUUUCCGAGACACACAGCCUGCGAGUAGCGGCAAGGAGUGGUGGCUAGACGCUGAUCUGGACUUGGCGACAGAAAUGAUUUCCUGUUGUCGUUGUCUGAGUCUGAUUUUCACUGAUGGUGUUUUGUGGAUUUUUGUGGUGGUGGUGAUGGUUGCUGAUGCUGCUGGUGGCCCCCGGAAUAAUGGAGCUUCUGGUCGCACGGCUGUCGUGUAGGCAUCCCUCAGUUGUGCUCAGCCCAGUGGCUUGGGGAGGAUCGGGCUGUGAACUGUCGGCAGCAACCCAUGUCCAGGCUUGUAUGUAAGUUUUGCUCUAGGAGGAGGUAAAUGGUGUGGGGUGGGGUGCUUCCACCUGGCUGCUUUCACCUCUCAGCUACUUGUAGAGGGGAGGAAGCCUUAGCUCGCAGGCCUGUAGGGCCGUGUUGCAGGCUGUGGGUUUUGGUGAGCUAUGCCAGAGGCUGAUUCUGCAGGGUCCCCAGAGCUGGAGGGAAUCGUGUGCCUGGGAUGGGGCUGUUCUGCCCCUGCACACGCAGGGGUGCUGCCAGCUUCCCGCAGAUGGCUGCUGGAGCCAGCAACUCCACUGAUUGGCUUUUCAUCAGAGGCCUCUAGGGGCCUCCCUUCUCCUUGUCGUCCCCGUGCUGCAAACUGCAGGCACUGAUCAUGGCUGACCUUUGACUCCUUGACUCCGAGAUGCCCAGACCAAAGAAGCUGCUGUU